AUGUUUGACACACUGUAUGAAUGCUUCUGGUCAGAGAGUCUGUGGUUGCCUGUGGGCCUAACAUGGGCUGACCUGGAAGACAAAGAGGGCCGGGUCUAUGCCAAAGCCUCCCAUCUUUAUGUGACUCUCCCCUAUGCCUUAGCCUUUUUACUCAUCAGAUACCUGUUUGAAAGAUGGAUAGCAACACCACUUGCAGUUUCUGCUGGAAUCAAACAGAGAGUCUAUCUGAAAGCUGAGGAAAAUUCUAUCUUGGAAUUCUACUAUACUACUCAAUGUCGAAAUCCUGCUCAGGUUGACAUUGAUGGGUUGUCUAAGAAAAGCAGUCUGUCCACGAGACAAGUGGAGCGCUGGUUUAGAAGAAGACGCAGACAGGACCGCCCUGGAGUUCUGAAGAAAUUCACAGAGGCCAGCUGGCGAUUUGUUUUCUACCUGUCUGCAUUUAUUGGAGGAAUGGUAGCACUGCAUGAUAAAGAAUGGCUUUAUGAUACUAGGGAAGUAUGGACAGGUUUUCCCAAGCAGACCAUGCUAGAGUCUCAGUACUGGUAUUAUAUCUUGGAGAUGAGUUUCUAUGGCUGUCUUCUCUUCAGUGUUGCUUUUGAUGUCAAGAGAAAGGACUUUAAGGAGCAAAUCAUCCACCACUUGGCCACUCUGGUCCUCUUAUCCUUUUCCUGGUGUGCCAACUACAUCCGUGUAGGAACACUGGUUAUGCUUAUCCACGAUGCUUCCGAUGUUUUCCUAGAGUCUGCCAAAUUAUUCAACUAUGCCAAAUGGGAGAAAACCUGCAAAACUCUCUUUGUUUUGUUUGCCAUAGUGUUUAUGGUAACACGACUGAUCAUCUUUCCAUUUUGGCUGAUCCACUGUACUUGGGUUUACCCUGUUCUCUAUUACCCUGCCUUCUUUGGCUACUACUUCUUCAACACAAUGCUGGUGGUCCUGCUUUGUCUGCACAUUUUCUGGGCCUACCUCAUUCUACGCAUGAUCAGGAAAUUUAUGUUUGGCACACUAACCAAAGAUGAAAGAAGUGACAAUGAAGAGGAAGAUGGGGACGAAAGCAGCUCAACACAGGAUGAAGUUGAACAAAGGCACAAGCCUGCCGGAUCACUGGUGGCUGAUAAGAAGUAUGACAAGAACGGAGGGUCUAGAUCCUUAUCUCAACCAGAGAACAUCUGCUGGUCAAAGACUGUGUGCUGA
Messenger RNA from Pelmatolapia mariae (spotted tilapia), 1191 nucleotides. It is a transcript of the gene cers3a, whose product is annotated as ceramide synthase 3a. The record is from RefSeq and is a predicted model, not a curated record. Gene Ontology annotation, biological process: ceramide biosynthetic process. The transcript is spliced from 10 exons. Gene Ontology annotation, molecular function: sphingosine N-acyltransferase activity; DNA binding. The coding region runs from base 1 to 1191 and encodes 396 amino acids. NCBI's taxonomy places the organism in Eukaryota, Metazoa, Chordata, Actinopteri, Cichliformes, Cichlidae. Gene Ontology annotation, cellular component: membrane.